This is a messenger RNA of Cavia porcellus (domestic guinea pig), 2071 nucleotides long. Its product is annotated as keratin, type II cuticular Hb6. Gene Ontology annotation, biological process: intermediate filament organization; keratinization. Bases 69 to 1529 code for a protein of 486 amino acids. Lineage: Eukaryota; Metazoa; Chordata; Mammalia; Rodentia; Caviidae. Gene Ontology annotation, molecular function: structural constituent of skin epidermis. The transcript is spliced from 9 exons. Gene Ontology annotation, cellular component: keratin filament. The record is from RefSeq and is a predicted model, not a curated record.
AAACACGUCCACUGUACCCUCCAUUAGGACGUCUCCAAGCAGAGUCUCUUGUCCCCACUAAAAGCAUCAUGACUUGUGGAUCCUACUGUGGUGGCCGAGCCUUCAGCUGCGCCUCUGCCUGCGGGCCUCGGCCAGGCCGCUGCUGCAUCACCGCCGCCCCCUACCGCGGCAUCUCCUGCUACCGCGGCCUCACAGGAGGCUUCGGAAGCCGCAGCGUCUGCGGGGCCUUCCACACAGGCGCCUAUGGACGCAGCUUCGGAUACCGCUCUGGAGGGGUGUGCGGCCCCAGCCCGCCCUGCAUCACCAGCGUGUCGGUCAACGAGAGCCUCCUCACACCCCUCAACCUGGAGAUCGACCCCAAUGCGCAGUGCGUGAAGCACGAGGAGAAGGAGCAGAUCAAGUGCCUCAACAGCAGGUUCGCUGCCUUCAUCGACAAGGUGCGCUUCCUGGAGCAGCAGAACAAGCUGCUGGAGACCAAGCUGCAGUUCUACCAGAACCGUGAGUGCUGCCAGAGCAACCUGGAGCCGCUGUUUGAGGGCUACGUGCAGACGCUGAGGCGGGAGGCCGAGUGUGUGGAGGCCGAUGGCGGGAGACUGGCUGCAGAGCUCAACCAUGUGCAGGAGGUGCUGGAGGGCUAUAAGAAGAAGUACGAGGAGGAAGUUUCUCUGAGAGCCACAGCUGAGAAUGAGUUUGUGGCUCUGAAGAAGGAUGUGGACUGUGCCUACCUGCGCAGAUCAGACCUGGAAGCCAACGUGGAGGCGCUGACGCAGGAGAUCGACUUCCUGAGGCGACUGUAUGAGGAGGAGAUCCGAGUUCUCCAGGCUCACAUCUCAGACACCUCAGUCAUCGUCAAGAUGGACAACAGCCGGGACCUGAACAUGGACUGCGUUGUGGCUGAGAUCAAGGCUCAGUAUGAUGACAUUGCUACCCGCAGCCGGGCAGAGGCCGAGUCCUGGUACCGCACCAGGUGUGAGGAGAUCAAGGCCACAGUGAUCCGGCAUGGGGAGACCCUGCGCCGCACCAGGGAAGAGAUCAAUGAGCUGAACCGCAUCAUCCAGAGGCUGACAGCUGAGAUUGAGAAUGCCAAGUGCCAGAAUACCAAGCUGGAGACUGCAGUGACCGAGUCUGAGCAGCAGGGCGAGGCGACCCUCAACGAUGCCAAGUGCAAGCUGGCCGGGCUGGAGGAGGCCCUGCAGAAGGCCAAGCAGGACAUGGCCUGCCUGCUCAAGGAGUACCAGGAGGUGAUGAACUCCAAGCUGGGCCUGGACAUCGAGAUCGCCACCUACAGGCGUCUGCUGGAGGGCGAGGAGCAGAGGCUGUGUGAGGGCAUUGGCUCCGUCAAUGUGUGUGUCAGCAGCUCCCGAGGUGGCAUCGUCUGUGGCGAUCUCUGUGCCACCGGUACUUCUCCUGCUGUCAACACCAGAGUCUGCAGUGCCCCCUGCAGCGGCAACGUGGUAGUUGGCACCCCCAAUGCCUGUGCCCCCUGCGCUGGGGUCAGUGCCUACAGUAGUGGCUGUAAGCAGUGCUAAGAGGCUGCAACUGCUGCUAGCAACACCUCCCCGUCCCCACUAUCACCCUCCACCCAGCCAGGACCUCACACUGCUACCAACAGUCUCCUCCACACAGUCCCCCAAUGAGCAUACCUGCAAGCCCUUUUGCCCGCUCUCCUGAGUGCCAAGCAUGGGCAGGAGUGUGCCUGGGUCUCUUUCUUUAGCCUUUUCUAAUGGUUUAUUCUUCUGAGGAGCCAUCUUUUUCUUCUGCCUAUGUUUUGCUGGAUUCAUUGGUUCUGCCUGACCCGUUCCCCCAAACCUGAAGACAUGAGGCAGGCCCGCAACAUCUGCCUGCUAGCACUUUGGGGAGUCUGAUCAUUUGCUUCUGUCUGGGAAGGGAGAUGGGGAACCUGAACUGCUGCUAGUUUUCUGUAACUUGGGAGGGAUCUGUCCCACGUAGGGAGGGCACCUUCCUUCCAGGGCUGCCUAUAGAAGCUUCUAAAAAGCCAAUGACUCAGCUGCCUGCAUGUUUGUCUUUGUCUCACUCCUUGUUUCCAAUAAAGUCAUUGCAGCAAAUCAAA